AUGCUGGAUACCAAGAGUAUCUUCGGAGUUGACGGCAUCGUCGCCGUCGUGACCGGCGGAGGCACAGGCAUCGGCUGGAACAUGGCCGAAGCUCUUGCCGUCAACGGUGCUCGCAAGGUGUACAUCCUCGGUCGUCGCCCCGAUGUGAUCAAGCAGGCCGCCGCCAAAUACCCAGAUGUCAUGGUCCCCAUCGUGUGCGAUGUGAUUUCGAAAGAAUCCCUCCAGUCUGCCGUAGACCAGGUUUCCAAGGAGACCGGAUACAUAAACCUCCUGAUCGCCAACAGCGGCAUCGGCGGACCGAAGAACAACUACGAUUUGUCCCUGUCCGUGUCCGACCUGCGCGCGAAGCUUCUCGGCCCCUCCAUGGAAGACUUCACCCAGACGCUCCAUGUGAACGUCACCGGGGCGUGGUUCACCAUGGCCAGUUUCCUCGAGCUGCUGGACGCGGGCAACAAGCACGCCGUGUCUGGUGCGGCCGGGGCCUUCGGUGCGCCGGUCGAGGGGGCCAAGCACCCAAGCAUUCAGAGCCAGGUCGUCUUCACAGCGAGCCUGGCGUCUUUCUCAAGGAGCUGGUUCACGGCCCCUGCGUAUGGGGCUAGCAAAGUCGCCAUCCUGCACCUCAUGAAGCAGGCCUCCACGAACCUGGCUCCGUACGCAAUUCGAGCCAAUGCUCUCGCACCGGGACUCUUCCCGUCGGAAAUGACAACCACAUUGUUGAACGGCCGCAACCCGGAUCAGGAGACACAGGAUAACCCUAUCUGGAUUCCCACGCAGAAGUUCGGCGGCCCUCAGGAAAUGGCUGGGGCGAUCUUGUACCUGGCGAGUCGCGCCGGUUCGUUCACCAACGGGAAUGCCAUUCUGAACGAUGGCGGCCGUGCAGCAAUCAUCCCGUCGACCUAUUGA
This is a messenger RNA of Diaporthe citri, 903 nucleotides long. RefSeq lists its product as uncharacterized. The transcript has 3 exons. The coding region runs from base 1 to 903 and encodes 300 amino acids. The record is from RefSeq and is a predicted model, not a curated record. Gene Ontology annotation, molecular function: oxidoreductase activity. Lineage: Eukaryota; Fungi; Ascomycota; Sordariomycetes; Diaporthales; Diaporthaceae.